This is a messenger RNA of Durio zibethinus, 2623 nucleotides long. It is a transcript of the gene AHG11, whose product is annotated as Pentatricopeptide repeat (PPR-like) superfamily protein. NCBI's taxonomy places the organism in Eukaryota, Viridiplantae, Streptophyta, Magnoliopsida, Malvales, Malvaceae. Gene Ontology annotation, biological process: RNA modification. The record is from RefSeq and is a predicted model, not a curated record. Gene Ontology annotation, molecular function: protein binding; RNA binding.
GUUUCAGAAGGGCUUUUCGUUCAAAAUCUAAACCAACGGGCAAAAACGAACCGGCAGCCAUAGAUGAGAGAUCAAGAAGAACAAAGCUUACGCUCUAUUUGGGGUCUGAGAGAAAGAAAAUGUAUGUUUCUUCUCCAACAAAAGAACACAAUAAACACUCUCCUCCAAAUCCACGCUUUCAUGCUCCGUCACUCCAUCGAAACCAACCUUAACAUCUUCACUAAAUUCAUCACAGCCUGCGCUUCUCUUUCCUCUUUUUCCGCUAUUAACCACGCCCGCCACUGGUUCGACGUCAGGCCUCACAGAAACGACCCGGUUCUUUGCAAUUCCAUGAUGAAAGCCCAUCUGGGUCUUAACCAAUUUACCCAAUCUUUCACUCUUUACAGAGAUCUUAGGAGAGAUGAGGAGGGUUUUGUUCCCAACAAGAUUACAUUUUUAACCCUGGUGAAGUCUUGUGCUUUGAAUAUUGCAGUCUGGGAGGGUUUACAGAUACAUAAUCACGUGAUAAAAGGUGGGUUUUGCUUGGAUUUGUAUGUUUCAACAGCUUUGCUCGAUAUGUAUGCAAAGCUUGGAAUCAUGGAUUCUGCAAGAAAGGCUUUUGAAGAGAUGCCUGAGAGAAGUUUAGUUUCAUGGACCGCUCUAAUCUGUGGCUAUGCAAGAGCUGGGGAUAUGGAGAGAGCAAAGAAGCUUUUGGAUGAGAUGCCUGAGAAGGAGGAUUCUGUCUUAUACAAUGCUAUGAUUGAUGGAUAUGUUAAGUUGGGAGAUUUGGAUACUGCUCGAAGUUUGUUUAAUCAAAUGCCGGAUAGGAAUGUAAUUUCUUGGACUAGCAUGAUUAAUGGAUAUUGUAAUAGAGGUGAUGUUGCGUCUGCUAGGUUCUUAUUUGAUUCCAUGCCUGAAAAAAAUCUAGUAUCUUGGAAUGCAAUGAUUGGUGGUUACUGUCAGAAUAAGCAACCUCAUGAAGCAUUGAAGUUGUUUCAUGAAAUGCAAUCGAGCACGUUGUUUGAGCCUGAUAAAGUAACCAUUGUGAGCAUUCUUCCAGCUAUUGCUGAUUUAGGUGCUCUCGAUUUGGGUGAGUGGGUUCACCAUUUUGUUCAAAGGAAGAAACUUGAUCGAGCAACCAAUGUGUGUACUGCUCUUGUUGAUAUGUAUGCAAAAUGUGGGGAGAUAAAUAAAGCGAAAAAGGUUUUCAAUGAGAUGCCAGAAAAGGAAAUAGCUUCAUGGAAUGCUUUAAUAAACGGAUAUGCAGUGAAUGGGUGUGCCAAAGCAGCGUUGGAGGUAUUUUUGGAAAUGCAAAAUGAAAGAGUUAUGCCAAAUGAUGUGACCAUGAUAGGUGUUUUAUCUGCUUGUAACCAUGGUGGUCUGGUGGAGGAAGGUAAGAGGUGGUUUAAAGCAAUGGCAGAAUUUGGGCUCACUCCGAAAAUUGAGCAUUAUGGUUGUAUGACUGAUCUGUUAGGGAGGGCAGGAUUUGUGGAUGAAGCUGAGAAAUUGAUAGAAGAUAUGCCCUAUGAGGCCAAUGAAAUAAUUCUCACUUCUCUUCUAUUUGCAUACUGGUCCUUGAAUAAUGUUAAAAGAGCUGAGAGUCUGCUAAAUAAGUUGGUCCAUAUGGAGCCAAGUAAUCAUGGGAGUUAUGUGAUGUUAAGAAAUUUGUAUGCUGCAGAGAAAAGAUGGGAAGAUGUGGAGGAAAUUAGGAGAUUGAUGAGAAGGAAUGGGGCAAGAAAAGAGGCUGGCUGUAGUGUUAUUGAGGUUGAUAGUAGGGUUUUGGAGUUUGUAUCUGGAGAUAGAGUGCACCCCGAGUGGGAAAUGAUGCAGUCAGUGUUGCGGCAGUUGUGGAUGCACACGAGGGGUCAACAACCAGACAAGGCAGCUGUUUAAGUUGAAGAAGGUUUGGAUUUGCCAGUGAUGAUUGGCAAAGCUCAAAGCUAAAGCACGUACUGGAACAAUUUCAUUGGCCUAGUGAUCUUGUAGUGUUGUUGUAUGCAUCAGACCAUUGGCAACACAUUAAGGUGUGGAGACAAAAUUUCAUUGGCCUACUGAUCUUGUAGAUUCAGAUUCCUCCGAAAACUCAAUAAUGAAAUCAAUGAUAUGGGGCAUUCCACUUACAGCAAACUGUAAGUUGGCGAGCCCCAUUUUAGUCCCGCGGACCCUGCCCCUUGUUAGCCAACUUUGGACGAGUAAUCUGCAAUUUGCUCACCAAUUUGGUGGCUCUACUUGUUUUGUUAUCAUCCAGGCAGAGCCUUUGGUCCUAUAUUGCCUGCAUCAGAGGCAAGCACUAUAGGGAAGACUGGAUUGAUGAUGCUGGAAAAGUCAAAUUCAAAGCUCUCAAAAGUGACAAGAAGUAAUAGUACCUCAUUCAAGGACCAAAGCAUCUACAGAGCAGACAGGAAAAAAAAAUUCAUCUUGUGAAUGGGUUUCAGGAGCAUGAAUUUAUUUAUGUCUUGUAAUAAUUGGUCUCAAUGAGGAUCAGAUUACUUUGCUGCAUGUCAUGCAGUAAACCAAGUGUGAUUGUCAUAUGUGAAAAAGAUUUAAGUUAAAAGGGAAUAGCACUUUAUUUUUGCUUCCUUUUUUUUUUACCAAAGUAAGCUAAUAGAAAUGAGUUCGAUAUAAACGAGUGAUUCUUGAUAGA